AUGUCAACCACAGCGAAACAAAUGCCCGCUGGCCUAGGAAUUGCUCUCGAUUCACAGUUUCCUCAUGGAUCGCAGAGUAUACAGAGUCGUGCGCUCAAAUUCAUGUUGUUACACUUCCUGAUUUCUGAGUCGUACUACUGUUUCACAUCUUCCACAGACACAGAGCGUGUAGAGGAAUGCCUCAACAGCUCGGAUCGCAUUGCCACGGCUUUUAACGAGGCUGACAAAGGCGCAUUUAUACGAUCCGAAACCCUCUUCGACUUCCAAGUAUCUCAGACGAGGAACACUACCGAGCUGAAGGCUCUCCUGGGCAAUGGAAAUGCACGCCUCAAGUCAGGUGCAGCUGUACAAGCUGUACUCGACACACCAGGGUCUCAAAUUAUGAAAGCGAAGCGGGCAGAUCUGGAUACAAUUCGUCUCGAACAAUCCAAACACAAGGCCCGUCUCGAGGCGGACAUCAUCCUUGACAACAACAUUGUCGUACAAGGUGGCCAUCUGCGAGGUCACAUCAAACUCCGCGUUCGUAAGCGAUCAAAGAAAGAAGCAGCCGUACUGCUCAGUGACGGAAAAAUUCGCGUUGUCGGAUUUGAAUGUAUACCAGGUCAGGAUGACCGUCAUACAUUCUUCCAAUGCGUUGUUCCUCUAUCACAAGUUGCCGAAGGCGUACAUAGCCUAUACUCCUCCCCGCCGAAUCCAGGAGGAUUUGCGCCUGCUAUGGAAGGCGCUCACGUUUUCCCGUUCUCAAUACAUAUACCCUCAACUGGCGCUUCUGGAACUGCUAAGGGAGUCCUUCACGUCCACUCGGGCAUCGCAGUCCAGUACAUUGCUAUGAUCUCCAUGAAGAUGCAGAAUCCUAACAAUGGUAAACGAUCUAUUGCGCAUUUCUACAGGAAUUGUGAGGUUUGGCCGCAGCUCAAUCCUGCUGUGGUUCUCGCUUCAGCUCCACGUCCCCUCCAGGCCGCUACUAGCAAAGGCCUCUCUGUGCUUGGCAAUAGUAGCAAAGUUAAGAUGACGGCCCUUUUGCAUCGACUUACUUGGAUAGCAGGCCAGCGGUGCAGCGUAAGCCUUGUCGUAGUCAACGAGACGAAGAAAACUAUUCGGAGUCUUGCUCUCACGCUCAUUCGAACGACAACCAUUUUCCGGCCGAAGCCGAUGCUAGAUGCCGGACCUGCUCGUUCUGCGGAUCCAGAUGCAUGCCAAACUACAACUAUGCAUAAAGUUGUUUCCGAAUCAGUCCUUGAGAUGGCGCAGCGGGGGGUAAAGGGACAUGCCAGCGCGAAAGGUUGGUGGACUGGUGUGGCUCCUGGCCAGGAAUUGUCGUUCUCUCAUUAUGUCCUAUUGCCGCCGGAUGCGCUCUCAGUGGCGCGCGGACGUCUUCUCGAAGUUGAAUACUCCAUCCGUGUCACCCUGAGCGCAGGUCCGCUAACUUCGGACGUCCACGUCACGCUGCCGAUACGAAUUAUUAAUUUCUUAUCGAUUGACUCGAAUCCAAGCGAUCUGUUACAUUCAAUGGCGGGGGCUCACGUCCGGCCUCUGCGGCGGCGGCGUUCCAUCGAUGGUGAGUUAGAUCCGAGGGUACAUUCAGUGAAAGGGUGGUCAAUGCUCGCGCAUGGUCUCCCUGACAGUCGGACGAGCUCAUUGGUCUGUUCCGCCUCUCGUCACAAGAGUACUCUCAAUCCUCCUCAGCGGACUGCCAGUGUUGAAGGGCUGAGAAGUCCUGGUCGCAUUGCGCCUGCAAGUAUAUCAACUGGAGCAUUGCGCAUUACCAACCCUGAUCGCCACCCCUCCUAUAUGAGCGGUCUAUCAAAUACCGAAGACGAAGAUUCUAGCGCGCAUUCCUCAAAUAGCUCUUAUUCGUCAAGCGUGGAUGGAUGUACCUCGUCAUCUGAACCCGAGUCUAGUCAACUUGAAGGCGGGAUAUCUGGUGAUUCAGACUCAGAUGAAGAGGUACAUAUGGUGCUUAAUUCAGCUGCAGUAGAUGAGGAGGAGAAUGGCUCAGAGCUCACAAUCGCUGGCCCUGAGUAUGGCUCAUGUGCGUCACGGGUGAAUGUGCCCCGCCCUACGGGUCCUAGAUCAGAAAGCUAUCUCGAAAGAGGUAGAAAACCCUAUCGGGAUCAUAGUCACAGCCAGUACUCGGUGAGGAACGCUUCCGCAUGCCAUGCCUCAUCCGAGAACCCGGGGAAUAUCGAAGGUUUUUCUCAGCGCGUCCAUGAGAGGCUUACUGCUAUCACGACAACUCAUUCUGACACCGUUUCGCGAAUCAAAGAAGGUGACGACGCGGACAAUAUCCAUCAUUUACAGAUAGGUUGUGACUCUGAAGGAAAUGCAGGGCUGGAAGGAGAAGUUACCCCUAAGCUUGGACAUCGCCUUUUGCUCUCUCCGUUGGGUAAACCUGUGCGUCCGGCUCGAAAUCCAUCCAGGAGAUGUGGUGUUCGUGCGCAGCCGAUCCAAGAUGAAAUCAUCGGUCAUGCAUCUAAGACACCGUCUAUCUGUGAUGUCAAAAACUCACACGUCUUCAAUCAUUCGGAGACUUUGGCUACUCCCGCCAGGAAUCAUUCACCAACCGUGGAUCAAAUGCCCUCGAUUUACAGUGCUGCUCAUCGCAAACUUCCACAUCUGCCUCAUGGUCACUUCACGCCGGACAGCUCCUCAACGUCGUUAUCUCCACUGCUCACCGCCCCGGCACUCUCAUCGAGCGUGCAUCGUGGCCUCCCUGUAGCCCAUUCAGUUUGCUGCACCGCGUCCGGCGAUAGCUCAGCUACCGUCGAUUCUCGGCCGAUACAUCCUUCCGCCGAGCUUACCGGUUCCAUUGUAGAGUCAUCAGAUCAACACGCCAGAUCUCAUGGAGAAGUUGCUAUCGUAGACGCACAACAGCAUUGUUCAAGCUGCGCAUGCGCUUUGCACGGAGCAGCGCCAAGUUAUGUAGCCCUCUGUCGGGUGCAUAGAGAGAAGCUUCCCAUUUGUCCCGUCGAGGAAUCCCCAGCCGAUGGUCAUGGCGCAACGUAUGGUCGUGCACUGCCCGAGUGCCCGCGCCCAGAGAUGCACUGUACCUCAAAAACUCACUGUCGCGCUCAGCCCAGCCAACAGCGCUCUGUGUUCACAGAGAAGACAGGGUCCACGGCGACACGAGGGCGUCCCGUGACGGCGCUGUACUUCACCGGAAUUUCUGAGAACGAUUGUCGGGGAGGGGAGUAUGCGACUGCGGUGAAGGGUCGUAUCGCCGAGCUCGAGGAGCGCGUACGAGGUGCCCAGGGCGACGGCAACGGGUUUGUUUGA
Messenger RNA from Fibroporia radiculosa, 3276 nucleotides. RefSeq lists its product as uncharacterized. The transcript has 3 exons. The coding region runs from base 1 to 3276 and encodes 1091 amino acids. Lineage: Eukaryota; Fungi; Basidiomycota; Agaricomycetes; Polyporales; Fibroporiaceae. The record is from RefSeq and is a predicted model, not a curated record.